CACAAUAAGUGUUCUAAAGACAGCAACGUUUUCACAUUCAAAGAAGAUGGGAACGAGGCAAUGGCCUCGUUUGAUCAUUGCAUUCGCAAUUUGCCUAAUGGCUAUCAGUGUUGGUGCUGAUGACUAUAAGCCCACCUAUGGCGAACCAUGGAACAAUUAUCAACGCCCAUAUCAACAACAAAAACCUCCUUAUUAUUACAACUCACCUCCAUAUUACUACAAAUCACCACCACCACAAUCUCCAUCACCACCUCCUCCAUACUACUACAAGUCUCCACCUCCACCAUCUCCAUCACCUCCUCCUCCAUAUUACUACAAGUCCCCACCACCACCAUCUCCUUCACCCCCUCCACCAUAUGUCUAUAAGUCACCACCACCUCCAUCUCCAUCACCUCCUCCUCCAUACUACUACAAGUCCCCUCCUCCACCAUCGCCCUCACCACCUCCUCCGUAUUACUACAAGUCCCCACCACCACCAUCUCCUUCACCCCCUCCACCAUACGUGUAUAAGUCACCACCACCUCCAUCUCCAUCACCUCCUCCUCCAUAUUACUACAAGUCCCCACCACCUCCAUCUCCAUCACCUCCUCCACCAUAUGUCUACAAGUCACCACCACCUCCCUCCCCAUCACCACCUCCUCCAUACUAUUACAAGUCCCCGCCCCCACCAUCUCCCUCGCCACCUCCUCCAUAUUACUACAAAUCUCCACCCCCACCAUCUCCUUCACCUCCUCCACCAUACGUAUAUAAGUCACCACCACCUCCAUCUCCUUCACCUCCUCCACCAUACUACUACAAGUCCCCACCUCCACCAUCUCCUUCGCCUCCUCCACCAUAUGUAUAUAAGUCACCUCCACCUCCAUCUCCAUCACCUCCUCCUCCAUAUUACUACAAGUCCCCUCCUCCACCAUCACCCUCACCACCUCCUCCAUAUUACUACAAAUCUCCACCUCCACCAUCUCCUUCACCUCCUCCACCAUAUGUUUAUAAGUCACCACCACCUCCAUCUCCAUCACCUCCUCCUCCAUAUUACUACAAGUCCCCGCCCCCACCAUCACCUUCACCACCUCCUCCAUAUUACUACAAAUCUCCUCCUCCACCAUCUCCUUCACCUCCUCCACCAUAUGUAUACAAGUCACCACCACCUCCAUCUCCGUCACCUCCUCCUCCAUAUUACUACAAGUCCCCACCCCCACCUUCUCCCUCCCCUCCUCCUCCAUACUACUACAAGUCUCCACCCCCACCAUCACCUUCACCACCACCUCCAUAUUACUACAAGUCCCCACCCCCACCUUCUCCCUCCCCUCCUCCUCCAUACUACUAUAAGUCCCCGCCUCCACCAUCGCCUUCACCUCCUCCACCAUAUUAUUAUAAGUCACCACCACCACCUUCACCUUCACCACCUCCUCCGUACGUAUAUAAGUCUCCCCCUCCACCUUCUCCAUCACCUCCUCCACCGUAUUACUACAAGUCACCACCUCCACCAUCUCCUUCACCUCCUCCACCAUAUUACUAUAAGUCCCCACCUCCUCCUUCACCUUCUCCUCCUCCACCAUACUACCCCUACUUGUAUAACUCACCCCCGCCUCCUGCAUAUUAAGCUUCUGGCUAAAUCAAUUUAUUUUUUUUCCAAUAAAUCAAGUUGAACAUUGUUGCAGUUGUUUUGUAAUUACUCAUUCAUUAAUAAUAGGGUUUACACUGAAGUGGGAGUUGUAUUCUUACUGUAGUGUAACCCAUGCGUUUGUAUUGGUUUUAAUUGAGAAGUGUGUAAUAUAUUCUCUUUUUAUAAAUAUACAUUAUUACCACAGAUGUUGGAUUC
This is a messenger RNA of Vigna radiata var. radiata (mung bean), 1819 nucleotides long. RefSeq names its product extensin-2. The record is from RefSeq and is a predicted model, not a curated record. The coding region runs from base 47 to 1600 and encodes 517 amino acids. Lineage: Eukaryota; Viridiplantae; Streptophyta; Magnoliopsida; Fabales; Fabaceae. The transcript has a single exon.